This is a messenger RNA of Chionomys nivalis (European snow vole), 7993 nucleotides long. RefSeq names its product kelch like family member 11 (gene Klhl11). The coding region runs from base 37 to 2157 and encodes 706 amino acids. Lineage: Eukaryota; Metazoa; Chordata; Mammalia; Rodentia; Cricetidae. The record is from RefSeq and is a predicted model, not a curated record. Gene Ontology annotation, molecular function: protein binding. The transcript has 2 exons.
GUUCGGAAGCUGAGGGGCCGGUGCGGCGGCUUCAAGAUGGCGGCGGCGGUGGCGGCUGCGGCGGCCGCGGCGGCCGCGGCUGCAUCUCUCCAGGUGCUGGAGAUGGAGAGCAUGGAGACUGCCGCCGUCGGUUCGGCGAGCCUGGCUGCCGAGAUCCGAGGAGGUAGCACGUUGGACUUCGGGCCCGGGAUCUCUGUCAUGGAGGCGAGCGGGGGCGAUCCAGGCCCAGAGGCCGAGGACUUCGAGUGCAGCACUCACUGCUCCGAGCUGUCCUGGCGGCAGAACGAGCAGCGGCGGCAGGGCCUGUUCUGCGACAUCACCCUGUGCUUCGGGGGGGCCGGAGGUCGCGAGUUCCGUGCCCACCGCUCGGUGCUGGCCGCCGCCACCGAAUACUUCACGCCCUUGCUUUCCGGCCAGUUUUCCGAGUCGCGCUCCGGCCGGGUGGAGAUGCGCAAGUGGAGCUCGGAGCCGGGACCCGAGCCUGACACGGUGGAAGCCGUUAUCGAGUACAUGUACACCGGGCGCAUCCGAGUGAGCACCGGCAGCGUGCACGAGGUGCUGGAGCUGGCCGACAGAUUCUUACUGAUUCGUUUAAAAGAAUUUUGUGGAGAAUUUCUCAAGAAAAAACUUCAUCUCUCAAAUUGUGUGGCCAUUCAUAGUUUAGCCCACAUGUACACCCUAAGUCAGCUUGCUAUGAAAGCUGCAGAAAUGAUCCGGAGAAAUUUCUAUAAAGUCAUUCAGGAUGAAGAAUUUUAUACUUUACCUUUCCAUCUCAUUCGAGACUGGCUUUCGGAUUUGGAAAUUACUGUGGAUUCUGAAGAAGUUCUUUUUGAAACGGUUUUGAAGUGGGUUCAGAGAAAUGCUGAAGAGAGAGAGAGAUACUUUGAAGAACUUUUUAAAUUGCUCAGGUUGUCCCAGAUGAAACCCACCUACCUUACACGGCAUGUCAAACCAGAGCGUCUGGUGGCCAAUAAUGAAGUUUGUGUCAAGCUGGUGGCUGAUGCAGUGGAGAGGCAUGCACUCAGAGCAGAGAACAUACAGUCUGGCACACUCCAGCAUCCCACAUCCCAUGUCUCACUCUUACCUCGCUACGGACAAAACAUGGACGUAAUCAUGGUUAUUGGAGGUGUGUCAGAAGGAGGAGACUAUUUAAGUGAAUGUGUGGGAUAUUUUGUUGAUGAGGACAGAUGGGUCAAUCUGCCCCACAUUCAUAAUCACCUUGAUGGACAUGCUGUUGCAGUAACAGAAUCUUAUGUGUAUGUUGCUGGCUCGAUGGAACCAGGCUUUGCUAAGACUGUGGAAAGGUACAACCCAAACUUGAAUACAUGGGAACACGUUUGUAGUCUGAUGACGAGAAAGCAUUCUUUUGGGCUAACAGAAGUCAAAGGGAAGCUGUAUAGCAUUGGAGGACAUGGCAAUUUUAGCCCCGGCUUUAAAGAUGUGACUGUUUACAAUCCCGAGCUUGAUAAAUGGCACAACUUAGAAUCGGCACCAAAGAUUCUUCGAGAUGUCAAAGCACUAGCUAUUGAAGACCGGUUUGUGUACAUUGCUGCCCGCACUCCUGUGGACCGGGACACCGAGGAUGGAUUGAAGGCUGUAAUUACUUGCUAUGAUACAGAGACUCGACAGUGGAAAGAUGUAGAAUCUUUACCACUUAUUGACAAUUACUGUUUUUUCCAGAUGUCUGUGGUCAAUUCAAACUUUUAUCAGACAGCAUCUUGCUGUCCCAAGAGUUAUUCUUUAGAAAACGAAGAGGCAGUAAGAAAAAUUGCCGGUCAGGUGUCUGAUGAGAUCCUUGAAAGCUUGCCUCCAGAAGUCCUGAGCAUUGAAGGAGCAGCCAUUUGCUAUUAUAAAGAUGAUGUCUUCAUUAUUGGAGGCUGGAAAAACAGCGAUGAUAUUGACAAACAGUAUCGGAAAGAGGCCUACCGAUACUGUGCUGAGAGAAAGAGGUGGAUGCUCCUUCCUCCCAUGCCUCAGCCCCGUUGUAGAGCCACCGCUUGUCAUGUUAGGAUCCCCUACCGAUAUCUGCAUGGCACACAGAGAUACCCUAUGCCUCAAAAUUUAAUGUGGCAGAAGGACCGCAUCAGACAGAUGCAAGAGAUACACCGGCACGCCCUGAACAUGCGGAGAGUGCCAAGUUCCCAAAUUGAAUGCUAAACUUGCCGACGUGUGCAGCUGGAAACUGUUCUCCCCAUCCAAUGGGGCUGGAGAUGCCUGGACUGUUACUUGGAAAAGUAUGUCAAUAACUUAUUUUCUACUUGGACUUACUACCCUAUAACGGAAGAUAGUUAAAAAAACAAACAGGAAACUCAGUUUAGUGUGGUAAUUUUUGUUAACUUACAGUCCUGUCUUAAGUUUGUAUGCUGACAAAUAAGAUCUUAUUAAAGAGAAGUGGGGGAAAGCAAGUCUAGUUAUUUGGCCUUUUUUUCUGCCAACAACUGUAACUCCUUUGUUUUAGGGACCUAUAUUUGGGGCUUUAAGCACCAGCAUUAUUUGCACAUUUACUUUGAUAUUCCUUUACAUUUUGUGUAGAUUGUUUGUUUUUAGUGAUAUCAAUUUAUGCAUUAAGUUCUCAUCUGCAGGAGGCAUGUGCAAUAGUGAGACUGGAUCUGAAGGUAAAAGCACAAUGUUUCAGCAAGAUUGAUCUCAGAAUGUUGGUGCUCACGUUUGUUGUGUGUGUUUAUAAAUGCUGUUUUUGUUCCUUGGAAAGAGUGACCAAUGAGAAGUUUGUGAUUGGCAUAUCAUCUGGCUUUUGUUUCUGCUACAGCUAUUUAUAGACUUGAAGCCGUCAUUCUGAGAUGAGAAUUGGGGAGGUAUUAGUAUUUAGCUGAUUGACUAGAGAGGAAGUUACAUAGGUGAAGUUUGUUUCUCUAAGAAAAGUGUUCAGUGUUGCUGAGAAAGCAAGUGAACAACAUUUUGAAACACUUUGAAGGGUUGUGACUGAGCUGAGGAGGAUGCAGCAUGCCCGUGACAAUCACACGCGAUGCCUUCAGUUCAUUUUUUGCUCCACUGAAUAUUAUAUAGGCUCUUCAUCAGUUCUUUCCACAAGAAAAACUUUCAAAAUGGCAAGGAAAGUAAGAGUUUAGAAAAUACUCCUCUAAGAGAAGCCAUAUUAUUUCUGGCCCUUAAUUGUCAUAAUAUUGUACUGGAUUACCCUAGACUUUAAUUGUAAUUUAGAGCCUAGAAUACCAAACCUGAGUACAUAGUUUUGGCUUUUAAAAAUUUAAGGUUUUCACAUAACACAUUUAAUAGAAAAAUGUCAAAAGGUUAAAUAAUCAGUUCAAUGGCUGUCAUCUUUCAGAAAAGGUUUUUAAUCUAUACAUAUUUUUAUUACUCUCCCUAAAGUAGUCUUAGUUUUUUGAGACAGGGUCUCUCUAUUUAGCCAUGGCCGGCCUGGAGCUCACUAGGAUAGACUAGGCUUUGACCGUACAUAGAUCCUGAGGGGAAAGCUUUAUUAACAUUUUCUUGAGCUGUUAUUUUAGAGCUCUCAUAUUCAAGGUCUAUAACUCUCAGUUGCUUUAGGUAUAUCCUUGAGUCCCAUUCUCUUAGUGUCUGCAUAUUCUUUGUUUGCUGAUCUUAUCACCUAUUUCUGUGUAUGGUAUUGAGGGUUAGCUCUUUUCUUUACAGUGUCUUUUGAACCUUGUAUUGGUAUCAUUGCUUUUGUACUAUUUUUGAUAAUAAAUACCUGCUCGGUACUUAAUUUUUUUUUUUGUUUUUGUAGACAGAGUAUAUAGUUUCCCAUUUUUCUUUAAGGAUCUGGAUCUAAUUUGUACUUAAUUUCUAAACUCCCUUGUGCAGGACUUUAGUCUUGGAGUGCUCAGCCUUAGGCUUUUGUGAGUAAUCCUGUCCUUGGUGGAACAUUGUACAACUUCUCUUUGUGAAUCCUACCAUCAAAGAAACAUUUCUCUUUUGGAUUUUGGUUUUAAUGCAAAUCUCAACUUGCAGAGAUUUCCCCAGAUCUUGCUGAUUUUAUUUUACCUUUGAUUUUUUUGGUUUUUGUUUUCUUGAUAGUCUUUCUAUAUAGUGUUGACUGGCCUGGAAGUCUCUGUGUAGACCAGGCUGGCCUAAACUCAUGGAGAUCUACCUUCCUCUGUCUGGGGUUAAAGGCCAUGUCCCACCCACUAUGCUGGGCUUGACGGCUCUGUAGCACACUAAUUUUAUUUUCCACUUCAGUUUCUUUUGUAAGUUCAUGGUGUUAAGUCAUUAGGGUCUUUCAUGGCAUUUCCUUCUUUUCUGACCUAGUAUUGUCUGUACAUUUUGUUUUCCUUUGUAGCCUUCUUUCACCUGGUCUGUUUCAUCUAAACCGUGAGCCCCCUUGACUUGCAGCACAGCACCAGUGAUGGAUCUGGACUUCCCAAACCUCUGUACUCUGUACUCAGAGAUUCUCUGAAAGAGCUGUUUUGUCUAUAAGCUUCUGGAUAUUGGUUCCCCGUCCUUGUAGAUUUGCUGUCUUAAGCAUGGUCAGCAGCAUCAGUGCCACUGUGCUUCAGCGCCUCUGGCACUUGUGAUUGUCAUUCGUUCCAACCUAAUUCCUUUCACUCCCAUCACUUCUUUCUAAACACUGUUAUGCUGGAUUGGCUUUGAGACUAUAUGAAUGUUUUUCAUAUUCAGGAAGAAUUUCCAUAUUGAUUUAACAUUGACAAGUCAAUUGUAGUCAGUCCAAAGACAUCUUGAUUGAUUUGUUGAUUCAUAACUGGUAUAUAAGCAUUCUUUAGUAAAGAUUCAGUUGAGAUCCUCACUGACAGCCAGGGUAAAGCCACUACUUUUUCUUGCUUCAGUAUUCACUUAAUGUUCAAGGGUUUUUUUGUUUUGUUUUGUUUUGCUUUUUGUUUGUUUUUAACAAGCUUAGAGAACACAGUUACAUUAAGCAUGCAUUUUAGAGCAACACUGCUCUCCAGCAGAAUAGAGGAAUGUUCUCUUGACAUUGUAGGGCCUUCAUCAGACCUGUGCAGUCACCACUUCUGAAUAGUCAUACACACAAGCAGUAUAUAAAGCAGUUAGGAGUGCAGAUAAUUCUCAAGGUGGCAUCACUAAUAGGUCCCAUCCUCUAAUGGGCUUUGACCUCAAGGAAGUUACAUCAAGGAAUACCCAUUUUUUGAGUUUCUAUACACUCCUGGACUUUAUGCAAGUUAGUAUUCAGGCUAAAUCUUUCAACACUCACUUAGCAUAGAUUCCUGUUCAGUGGGCUGGAGAGAUGGAUCAUCAGGUAAGAACAUUUGCUUUUUUUCCACUGAGUCUGGUUCCCCACAUCCACUUCAGGCAGCUCACAAGCCUCUAUAACUCCACCUUCAGGGAAUCUAAUACCCAUGGCCCCUGUAGGCACCUGCAUUCAUUCACAUGGACUUAUCCACAAGCAGACACAGACAUCUAAUUAAUUAAAAAUUGGGUAUGGAAGUGCUCAUCUGUGAUCGGAGCAUUUGGGAAGCAAAGGCAAGAAGAUCAGGAGUUCUGAGCCAGUCUAGUUAGUAUACAUGUGAGACCCUGCCUCAAACUAACCAACAACAAAAGGGUAACUAAUAAUGGCAGUACAUAAAUAAUAUAAAAUAAAGACUCUUGAUGGUUUGUAUUGUAAAUCCGAUUUUUUUUUUUUUUUUUUAAUUUAAGAAUGUCUUUACCUCCUUCUCUCAUUCUGGAAAAGUCCAAGAAGAGUGAUCUAUACUUCCCCGAUUGUACUAGAGUUAACUUUAUUAGGUGAUAAAAUAUCAGAAGCACAACCAGAAAUUUAAGCUAUUUGCUUAAUGUUCUUGGAUUCUGUACUGAUAAUUUUCUUGAAGUGUCUAAAUUAGUGUUCUUGCCCAGGACAAGGGUUAAUAGCUAUGUUGGAAAUGUGCUUUAAAACCAUUUAACUUAAACUGAAGUGAGUCUGGGAAACCACAAGUCCUUUCCGCAUAAAGGACCUGUUAUCCUCCCCCUUUCCCUUAACUUUUUCUCAGUUUCCAUCCUUUGGGUUUCUUUAGGCUGGUGUGUUACAGUGCUGGGAACUGAACACAUGCUAGGGAAACACUCUGCCAACUGGGUUGCUUCCCAGCCCUCUUUGUGGUUACCUUCAUAACAUAAAUAAGCCUUUGGAUUCUGAGAAGCAUUCCUUAGUUGUAAGAGGUCUGUGCACUGAAGGAAGCUUGCCUUUAUCUCUAAUUGUACAAGCAAAUCAUUUAAUAUUUCAUCAGGAUGCCAGCUUUCUCCAGAAGAAUGUCAUAUAUUUUGAUUUUUGACUUUUUGGUCCCAGAAUUGUAUUUUGGGGCUGUCACCACCAAGUUGUUAAUAGGGCCAUCUUUUUGUCUUUUUUUCCCCCCUUUAUUUUUUGGCAGACAAUAUAACUCCUAAGGUUUAGGUAUAAUCUGGUUUUAAAAACUUGAUUGAAACCGCUGUUUUUUUGACUCAGCAGGCAGCCUAGACCCUGGCUGAAUGAAGGGGUAAGUCCUUCCUUGCAUGAUGGUGUGCAGGUUUUCCUGACUACCAAGUUUCUAAUGUUCAUAUGUGAAUUCACAUGUGUGGCUUCACCACCAUAACUUGUGUCUCCUAAAUACUCUAACUAACUUGUUAGGAAGGGAAGAAACCAGAUUUGCUUAAAUCUGUUCAAGGCUGACAUUCUGAAAUUUUAAACUGGACAUAACAGUAUUUAUAAUAAUAAUCGUGCAGGUCUAAUAUAGCUCUUUGUGAAAAGUUAUAGACAUAGCUUUUUUAAAAAAAGUUAAAUAUAUUCAAGCGAACCUUUGUUUUGUUUUUAUUUUUCUAUGUUAGAAAGAACUCGAUUAUACCAAAAAAGGUACGACUGUCCAUUACUUGGAGUAAGGCUACUUCCACAUCAUAAUGGGCCCUACCUGUCUACCUUUUAGGUUGAGAAUGUCAGUCGUGAGCUUAGGGUUUAAGCGAUCAUCACUUGCAUGAUUAGUCUUGUGUAUCCUGAUAGCUUUGCUUUUUUGUGCCAGUUCAAAGUAACAUUUUUGCUAAGAACACUUAAAAUUAACUGACAUCAGUUUUGUUUUGGUUACCUGGUUGUGUGUAGUAUUUCUGGGACCAAAAAUUUUAAACUACUGAGCUAUUAAAAUACAGAUGCUCAGUCUGAAGCCAGAGAGCGCCUUUGUGUUCCAGCCCUGUCAUAGCUGGUAGGCAGGUUCUUGUGCACACUUUCCUCUCUGACUGUAGCAUGUGGUGUGUUUGAAAUACUUCCUUUUCUGCUUCCUGAUUCAAGUGUCAACACUAUAAGUAGACUGGAGCUGUGUUACAUAUUUUAGCUACUCGGUCUAAUAAAGUAUACAGGACCUCUUUCUGGUACCUCUGAACUAAGCUUACGUGCAAAGGGCAUGUUAGUCACAUUUCAUGUCUUUGAACAUAUAUGGUGUUGUGAAAUAUUCAUCUACACUAGAAAAAUGCGGUGCUUCGACCCUAGACUAUUUGAGCAACAAUUCAGUCUGUUCUCAGCCAUUAAACAUUUUGGCACGACUCGUCACUCCGUUUGUUAUUUUCUUGAGGAAAGUCCAUUUUGUUGUUGUACUUACAGCACAUGUUCUGGUCGUGAUACCAGACAGUUGUUGAGAGUUGUAAGACAAUGACGGCAACUUUACAAAGUAGUCAUUUGCUGCGAGGACUUUACUUAGCCAAAUCACUGCUCCCUGUAACCCUUACAGAGCUUUUGGCUUACUCUGUGACCCUUGCUAGGAGUGUGGUACCUUGAAGCACUUGUUAAUCAGUUACCCCUCCUGCUUUCUGCACCUGUGAAACACAGUACUUGCUAGGUGUUUGAAGAUUUUACCAUCUAUGGGCCGGGGCUAGUUGUGUUAUUUGUAAAAUAAGUAUUUAGUUUAAAAACAGUUUUCUUGGCUUAGUGGCACCCAAGCCCCUAUGCAAGAUAGAAUCUUGGUUUUCUCCCUUCAGAUUAGAGGAGAUGUAGUAUUUAGAACACUCUGAGAUAUUGUGUUUAUGUUCCUGAAGCUAGCUUGCUCGUGUUCAAGUUACUAAUUGUCUAAAUGUAAGUUUUCAAUAAACAUAUUUC